This is a messenger RNA of Plutella xylostella (diamondback moth), 530 nucleotides long. It is a transcript of the gene Dh31, whose product is annotated as diuretic hormone class 2. Gene Ontology annotation, molecular function: diuretic hormone activity; G protein-coupled receptor binding. NCBI's taxonomy places the organism in Eukaryota, Metazoa, Arthropoda, Insecta, Lepidoptera, Plutellidae. Gene Ontology annotation, biological process: body fluid secretion. The record is from RefSeq and is a predicted model, not a curated record.
GCAGGAUGGUGCGACCGUCUAGCUGUCUCGUUCUGGCGUGCGCUCUCGCCGCCCUGCUGAUCGUCAUGCCGGCCGCGGCGUACCCCAGGUAUCAGAACAACUACUUCCGCGACCGCCAGUACGACCCCGACGAGAUCAUGGACCUGCUGUCGCGCCUCAACACGCUCAUGCAGCUGGAGCACAAGAUGGAGACUAUUAAUGACGAUAUCUUGACUAGCGACAAGCGCGGCCUAGAUCUGGGGCUGGGCCGAGGGUACUCCGGAGCUAUUCAAGCCAAGCACCUAAUGGGGCUGGCGGCUGCCAAUUACGCUGACGGACCAGGCAGGAGGCGACGAGACACUUCCCACUAAACUCCUUCAAGCAACCCAAGCAUCAUCAUCCUUUUUCGUUUUCGCAAAAUAGAACGCAGCAUUUGAAUUUUCCGAACGCAGCCCUGUUCUGAGUUUCGCGCCUCGUGUUCGAAUGGUUUUGAAUUUGGAAUCUGUCGAAUGAUUUUUGUUUCCUUUUUCUUCAUAAUAGUUGGUAAAAUA